AUGGGCGACGUCUUGUCAGAGUACGCCAAAGGGCUACACGACGCCUGUGCCAACGCCUCAAGACCCGUCGCUGACUUCCUCGGGGCUUCAAAACUCCCCGAACACGCAGACACUAUUUUUCUCUCUUUCCUGCUCUUUCUGGCCGUGCAUCAGGUUCUUGCCCCACAUUUCAGUAAAAAGUGGUUCCCGGUAGCAUAUGGCACCGCCAAUUCGAGAGGGAAAAACAACUGGUCAAUCCACGUGGUGUCACAAGUACACGCCGUUUUGAUCAUAAGCUGGGCAUGGAGGUGCUUGUGGCUAGAGGAACUUGACAAGGACAAGGUGUCUGGGUGGCAUCAUCGCGUCGGCGCACUCAAUGGAAUUGCUUGCGGAUAUUUCUUAUGGGACACCCUCGACGCGAUCGUCAACUUUGUAGACCUGAGUUUUGUGAUACACGGUUUCGCGUGUUUGCUGAUCUACGCGCUCGGAUAUAGGCCAUUUGUAGCGUACUACGGUGUACGAUGCUUGUUUUGGGAAACAAGCACCAUCUUUCUAAAUAUCCACUGGUUCCUUGAUAAGACUGGACGUACUGGCAGUACUUUCCAGCUUAUCAACGGAAUAGCUCUGCUCGGCACCUUUUUCUUCGUGCGCCUUGUUUGGGGCGGCUACAUCUCGUAUAAUUUCCUGGCAACGCUCUACGCUACCUACCGCGAGUUGCCUUUGACGUACACCCUCGUGUAUUUUGUGGGGAAUGUUGUACUUCAAUGUUUGAACUGGCUUUGGUUUGGAAAGAUGGUGGCUGCGCUGAGAAAGCGUUUCGCGGGGGCUCCGAAGUCAUCGGCAAACGGUAAGACCCACAACGGGAAAGCGCACUAG
Messenger RNA from Pleurotus ostreatus (oyster mushroom), 855 nucleotides. RefSeq lists its product as uncharacterized. The transcript is spliced from 9 exons. Gene Ontology annotation, cellular component: endoplasmic reticulum; membrane. The record is from RefSeq and is a predicted model, not a curated record. The coding region runs from base 1 to 855 and encodes 284 amino acids. Gene Ontology annotation, biological process: lipid homeostasis. NCBI's taxonomy places the organism in Eukaryota, Fungi, Basidiomycota, Agaricomycetes, Agaricales, Pleurotaceae.